UUAGAGAUCCAUAAACAUUCGUUCAUCCUAGAAUAUUUUCUGGCAGUUCCCAGUACGAUCAGCUGCCUUUUCUGAAGCCGCCUAUGCAUUUAUGACCAUGCAUUGAGAUAGAAAAACAAAUGAAUAGGAACUUGAGUAGAACAGGCUGAAGAAAGCAGAAAGGACUGAACAAGGAACAAACUAUCUGAACUAUUCUUUUGUUCCUCCUGAGGCUGUCCCUCCUACCCCAAGAAACAGGAAGAAUGAAAGAGAAAGAGGGCCAUUUGUUAGUAAGAAGAACCUUGGAAGUUUUCAGCCAAAAUGUUCUUUCUGGAUGCUGCCAUGGCCUCAGAUUUGUCCAUUGUGAUCUUGCUUCUUUGGGGUGUGCAAUGUGGAGCAGAAUCUCUUGAUGUUCAAGACACAUCUUUAAUUCAGAUCGCUUUUGCCAAUGAAACAGUUAAACCAACCUGCAAGAUUACCAUGAUUUGUAAGCCAGAAUAUGCAAACUUUACAAUCAGUUAUUACCGGAGUGAUCUAGAAGGGAAGGAAAUCACUAUCUAUAAGUAUGACUAUAAAACUCAACCUGCAUGCAGUGUGAACACAACAUUCACAACCAGGUACAAGCUUCAAAUCACCCCUACUCGACAUGCAUCUGUUACUGGUACCUACUACUGCAAAGUUGCGUGGAAACCAUCAACAAUAAGAAGAGGGAAUGGGACGUUUAUCCUUUUCAGAGAGAAAGGGUAUUUCCUUGCAGAGAAAACUUCUACUAUAUGGAUUUGCCUCAUCACUGUCAUCAUUCUUUUGGCUGCUUUAAGCAUAGUGGGAACAGUCUUGCUGGCCUGGAAGAGAGAGGUGGUGUGGCCUUGGAAGAACCAUGUCAAGAAGUGCCCAGAUAAAAGGUCAACACCUCAGCACAUUUCAAGCAGCCUGGAGCCUCCUGAAUCCAUGUACACUGACUUACAACCUCAUCAACCUGACAUCUAUAUAGACUUUCAGAAAAAUUUAAGUAACCCAUCAUACACAGGGAUGUCUAAAACUAAGGACAUCCAAGGAGAAAUCCAAGAUGUUUAUGAGAACAAUAGUACAGAUGUGUACGAGAACAUCUAAGAAAAGGGACAGCACUGUCCAGUUCUAACUUCCUACACAGUUGAAAAGAAGGUUUUGAAUUCUCAUUGUAAUUAAGCAUGAGACAAGCAACCUGUUGCAAAAGGACAUACUGUACUGAUAUUAGUUUAGAACAGUAGCCUGGGAAGACGGCUGGAACAGCCUAGUACUCUGUAACAUGAAUUUUUUUCAACAAAGUAAAGUCAGCUAAUAAAGUGAGAAUGGGAACAGGAUGCAAGAAGAGAGAGUUCUUAAAAUGAAAAUGGAAUCUUCUCAGCUUACCAUCAUCAUUUGUGAUCUCACUUCCAGGGAAACCUAUUUAGAAGAAUUAAAUCCUGCAAACAGUUUUGUCAUUACAAAAUCCAAAAAGGAUAUCUACAAUGUUGUGCUGACUGUUAAAUGUAUCUUUCUUGAUUUUUACGGAUUUUAUUGUACAUAGUGACUGAAAGCAUCUUGAUGGGAAAGACUUUAUUUUUGAUGCUUUAGAUAUUGCUGUACUUUUAAGCUAUUCAUUAUUUUUACUAGUUAGAGUAAUAGGAGACUCAGCACCCAAGAGGUUACACUUGUGAAUUUUUCAUCCCUUAUUUCCCUUUCACCAAUGGAAAGGAAGAAAAGAAGUCUCACCUAAUCUAUUGACUAAUUUGAUAUAAGCAAUGAAUAAGAAAACUUGGGACACCAUGCCUCAGAUUUAAUAUAUGAAAACACAUCACUUGGAGAAAAAAAUCAUGCUGACCUACUGGUUUCUUUCAGUUCUAGACAAUGUACUAUAUUUGGAGAAUAGCCGCUCUCAAAUGUUUCAGAUCCAGGUCUUUGUGUACAAGUUAAAGUAGUUUUAAAAACUUACCUUAUUAUUAUUCUCAGCAAAAAGAUGUUGUUUGUGACUAUGAGCCAAAGAAAAUAGUUUUUGUUUGCUAAUGUUGAAUUGAGGUAGGAGGGAUAAGCAAAUUACAAGCUUUGAUUUAUUCAAUUUACAGGCUGUUUUUACUUUAAAUUUUAAAAAGUGCACAAGCCUGAAGACAGGUGUGAUUUUAUAUUUGCUAUUGUUGAUCAGCUGCUCUAGGAGCCUUUUCAUCUUAAUGCUUAAAAUGACAAUGUGGUUCAAUGUUAAUGUUUUCAGGUCCACUUAAAAUCAAACCCCAAGAUGGGAUGCGCCAGUCAAUAAAAGC
This is a messenger RNA of Sceloporus undulatus (fence lizard), 2252 nucleotides long. It is a transcript of the gene NFAM1, whose product is annotated as NFAT activating protein with ITAM motif 1. Gene Ontology annotation, cellular component: membrane raft. The coding region runs from base 301 to 1089 and encodes 262 amino acids. Lineage: Eukaryota; Metazoa; Chordata; Lepidosauria; Squamata; Phrynosomatidae. Gene Ontology annotation, biological process: regulation of B cell differentiation; B cell receptor signaling pathway; positive regulation of cytokine production. The transcript has 7 exons. Gene Ontology annotation, molecular function: transmembrane signaling receptor activity. The record is from RefSeq and is a predicted model, not a curated record.